GCAGAAUGUGGACUAUAUAGAAUCACGGAGUCUGAGCUUGCACAAUUAGCAGCGAACAGAAAUGGGCCCCAAGAAAUACACCAAGUUUCAACAUAAUGCAACCUCAGAAAUCGGCACAGUUAAAUUUGACAAAGGAGUAGUCACCGAAGAUGAGGAGAUUUUUGAUGCAGUUGGCCAAUCAAAAUUUGUCCUACAGAACCUUCAGUAUUACACGACCCCUCCAGAUUUGGCCCAGUACUAUGAGCCUCCGAAGUCCACUAGACUACAGAAAGUCCUGGAGCAGAACAGGAAAAUCACUAGCUUCACAUUAAAAGUAACAGAGUAUGACCAGGAUAUGACCUUACUGAUUAUGACCAACAACCCACCUCCCUGCUUACUCUGCCAGCAGGAAAAGGACAGUUCUCCAAAAUACUUUCCCAGUGAUUUACUGUUCAAGGUAAUGGAAAGUCACCAGCACAAACCCACCAAGAACUUUUGUCCAUCCAUGAUGCCACAGGGAAAAAAGGUGAAAUCUGGGCUGAAACCAGUCUUUCGCAUGAAAAAGUUUGAUGAUCCUAAAUCCAAGGAAAAACAAUGGUUUAGGUUUUCCACUGACAAUGACUUUAAGACUGAGGGACAGUAUUCAAAAAACUAUGCUUUAAGGAAACAGAAAAAAAUGUACCCACAGCUUAACUUUGCUCCAGUCUGUGAAAGAGACAAGAUGAAAGAUGCUUCCAAGAAGUCAGCGAGUGAAUCGCCGACUUCCCAGCUGCUCCUGGAACCACUCACACUUUCCUCGCUUCAGAAAGAGAAGCCCACCCGAAGCGCGCCGGGGCAAAACUGUUUUCGCAACGGAAGAGCCCAGCAGUGGAUUAUCGAAAAUGCCUCUCGUUAAGUGAAAACAAGCGCUCCAGGGCUGUCGCCUGGCUCU
Messenger RNA from Octodon degus (degu), 910 nucleotides. It is a transcript of the gene Tsga13, whose product is annotated as testis specific 13. Lineage: Eukaryota; Metazoa; Chordata; Mammalia; Rodentia; Octodontidae. The record is from RefSeq and is a predicted model, not a curated record. The transcript is spliced from 7 exons. Bases 62 to 874 code for a protein of 270 amino acids.